CUACAGCCGCCAUACCGGGCGCUCAGCUUUUCUCCACAUCGGGUAUGUGGAGGAAGGAUCGUCCUCUACGGAGAUGGUUGCGGGGGUCCCCGGUACUUUGCCCGGACCUAAACACUCUUCGAAGAUCCGGCAUCCGGACUCUCAGGCUGAAGACUUACCUCUGAUUGUUUCCUCUGCCUGUGGUGCCUCUCCCCAUAUUGCUCUCAACUCAGUCGCUGUCGCCAUCAAUAUCAACACCAAAAUGUCCGUCACACUCACCGAGAACCGAGUAACCUACUCGCUGGGCAGAACGCUCGCCGACUACGACUUGCAACACAGUGGUGAAGACUCCGACGUCUCAGCAGCUCCCAACUCUCGUUCUGCGCCGGAGGGUACCAGCAACAAUCCAUCAGACUGGGAGGACAACUUCCGCCGUGUCCCCGACUAUCGCCCGGUAGACACCUCACUCGACUUUUCAUACCGUGACACUACACAAAACGGCAUCGAGCGAGCUUUCAUUUGGAAUAUGUUCAACGGAAUUGUUCUCACAUCGGCGACGAACAGACUUUGGAGAGCUACAGGAGGCAAGAUCAACAACACAUACUUCCGCUGGCAGGUGUUCUGGAGCUGCGUCUUCUCGUUAAAUCAAACAUUUUCCCGUUAGCAAGUUCUUUUUUAUGUGCUAUAGUCCCGAAACUUGAGAAUUAAAUGUAAAUGCUUAUCAACCUUGAUG
This is a messenger RNA of Aureobasidium subglaciale EXF-2481, 712 nucleotides long. RefSeq lists its product as uncharacterized. The record is from RefSeq and is a predicted model, not a curated record. The coding region runs from base 74 to 643 and encodes 189 amino acids. NCBI's taxonomy places the organism in Eukaryota, Fungi, Ascomycota, Dothideomycetes, Dothideales, Saccotheciaceae. The transcript is spliced from 3 exons.